Molecule: messenger RNA, 501 nt
Organism: Cucurbitaria berberidis CBS 394.84
Lineage: Eukaryota; Fungi; Ascomycota; Dothideomycetes; Pleosporales; Cucurbitariaceae
Exons: 1
Coding region: 1-501 (166 amino acids)
Source: RefSeq, a predicted model, not a curated record
AUGGGCUUGCGUAUUUCUCAGCCUACUUGUCUCGAGAGCAGACCCUGUGCCCAGGGUGCCAGGCAAGAGUCAGGCUCAGGGAGCAUGCAUGACAUGGCAACACUCACCGCCAACGGGCACCAGCACAUGCAGUGGAGCACCCAACUCCAAGGGGCUGUCGAAAUUGGAUGGAAGACAGGAAGAAGCACGGGAGAAGGCGCCGUAUGCGCGCUAGAUCGCCCACCUGCGCUGGAGAAAGUGCGGGCCAAGCUUGGGCAAGUGAGGGCCGUCGCAAAUUGGGUGACGAAAUUUUUGUUACUACCUCUGUUUGGCCGCUCGCUGCCCGUCGCCGUGUCAGAAAUUACUCUUGACACGGAGGCCAGAAGCGGACCUGGCCUGUUCCUGAAUCUCUCGCGCCCAAAGGUAGUGAGGCGGUCGGUCGUGGUAAGGUCGUCCUGGCACGACGGCAACUAUUACGACCAUUCACACUACAGUACCAACGAUACAGCUAAGAAUAAAUAA